Ilex paraguariensis (yerba mate) is the source of this 489-nucleotide messenger RNA. NCBI's taxonomy places the organism in Eukaryota, Viridiplantae, Streptophyta, Magnoliopsida, Aquifoliales, Aquifoliaceae. The record is from the annotation of a GenBank genome assembly.
AGGUAUCCUUUAUAGACUCAUGGCUAUUGUCACGCAACCCAAUAAAGAGGAUACUACUUCGGUUAAUGAAGAAAUCUAACGCUGAUGGAAGGAAGACUGUGCUUCAAAGGCAGAUUGUUUAUUCAUUUGGAGACAAUUAUUACUUCAGAAAAGAGCUUAAAAUAUUGAACCUUCUCACUGGGUAUAUAUUCUUGCUCGACAAAUUUGGCAGAAUACGGUGGCAAGGUUUUGGUUUGGCAGCACAAGAAGAGCUGUCGUCACUACUGUCCUGCACAUCACUUUUAUUAGGAGAGAAAUAACAAGGACAAGGUAUUUUGCUUAGCACUUCGAUUGAUGGUUUUGUCUGUCUUCAACAUUUUCAUUCUUUUUUUAGUUUUUCACUCUUACUUUUCCUUCAUUUUUGGAGUAGAUUCUCAAAAUUUUCAAUUUUGUCAUUGUAUUUUCUUAUUAUAUGUGGCUCUCCCACUGUUUUAAUAUUUUAGAUUUCCC